This is a messenger RNA of Notothenia coriiceps (black rockcod), 2449 nucleotides long. RefSeq lists its product as uncharacterized. Gene Ontology annotation, biological process: homophilic cell-cell adhesion. NCBI's taxonomy places the organism in Eukaryota, Metazoa, Chordata, Actinopteri, Perciformes, Nototheniidae. Gene Ontology annotation, cellular component: plasma membrane; desmosome. Gene Ontology annotation, molecular function: calcium ion binding. The transcript is spliced from 8 exons. The record is from RefSeq and is a predicted model, not a curated record. Bases 16 to 1959 code for a protein of 647 amino acids.
AGUAAUUAUAAAUGUAUGUUGCAGGCUGUUGUUCUGGUGAUUGCUUACUCAGGACACAACCUGGUAAGAAAAAAAAGGGAAUGGAUUCUCCCUGCGAAGCCACUGAAGGAAAAUGUAGACUACACCAGAAAGGAAUUUAUUGCCAAGAUUCGGUCAGAUUUGAAGGAAACUGAGGGACUUCAGUACUCUCUAGAAGGCAUUGGCGCAAAUAAAUCUCCCUUCAAUGUGUUUGUUGUCGACCCUCAUACUGGAUUCAUUCGUGUGACCAGACAACUCGACAGGGAAGAAAUCGAUACAUACAAUCUGUCAGGUAUUGCUAAGUACAUUAAUGGUGGACAUGCAGAGAAACAAAUUGACGUACGAAUCAAAGUUAUCGAUGAGAACGACAACGCUCCAGUGUUUGCAGUCAUGAAGGACGGGGGGGUGAAAGAGCUCAGUCCUCGAGGGACUUCAGUCAUGAAAAUAACUGCAACUGAUGCUGAUGAACCAGGAAAUAUGAACUCUCAGAUCGCCUAUACCAUCGUAGAUCAGAAACCUCCCGGUGACAUGUUUUCCAUUUCCAAAGAUGGGAUCGUACGCGUCAAAAGUUCUGCCCUGGACAGAGAGACAGCAGAUCAGUACACUCUGACAGUGAAAGGUCAAGACCUGAAUGGUUUACCAGGCGGACACAGUGCAACCAGCACUGUUGUCAUUAAUGUUCAAGAUGUUAAUGACAACCUUCCCACUCUGGAAAAAGUGGAGUAUGAAGGCAGUAUUGAGGAGAACACGGAGGGUGUGGAGGUGAUGAGGAUCAGAGCAGAGGACUUGGACCUGGAGGCCUCAGAGAAUUGGGAAGCCGUGUUUGACAUCGUCAGAGGGAACGAGGCCGGGUACUUCAGCAUCAAAACUGACACCGCGACCAACGAGGGCAUUCUGAUGCUCGACAAGGCUGUCGAUUAUGAGGAUGUGAAGAACCUUGACCUAGGAUUAAUUGUGAAGAACAAGGUUCCACUAUACGAUGGAUCUACUGGAUUUUCUGGAACUAAUAUAGGACUAGGUGGAGCAGGAGGAGCAAGUGGUGCUAGUGGUGCCAGUGGUGCAAGUGGUGCCAGUGGUGCAAGUGGUGCCAGUGGUGCCAGUGGGGCAAGUGGCGCAAGUGGUGCCAGUGGUGCCACUGGUGCUACAGGAGGAUCAGGAGGAACCUUCGGAACAUCCGGAACAUUCACGCAAGGUGGUACCACAUACAAAACCUAUCCGAUCAAAAUCAAUGUGAAGAACCAGCCGGAGGGGCCAAGUUUUGACCCCAAAGUCAAAGCUAUUCCCGUCUCAGAGGAAGGCAGCUCCGUCGACAUCAAUGAAGUCAUUACCCGCUACACCGCAAUAGAUGGAGACACUGGGAAAGUUGCUGAGAAUGUCAGUUUGGGAGCCGUUGAGCAGUACCAUGCCCUGCAGGUCCAGCCACAGGUUCAGAACACCGUGCUGCUGGCGGAGGCACCAUCCAACAACCUGCAGGGCAUGGUACUGCUCAACGGCUCCCAAACUGGACAUGCCCAAGGCGUGGUGGUUCAAGGACAGACCGUGAUGUCCAGCGGGCGAGCCCAGGGCCAACGCAUGGUGCUGGUGGAGAAGAGCCGGGUCCAUGGAAGUGGUGGCAACCUCAUCCACUCUGGCAACCUCUCUGGCUCCAAGACCAUGAUGGUGGUGGAGGGAAAAGCCCCUAAAGGGACAAUAGAAGGGCUUAAAAGUAGCCAGACCCACUUUAUGCACGGGGGAAUUCUGCAGUCAGGGGGGCUUUCAGGAUCUCUGGUGGUCGGAGGGCAAAGCAACAGAGGGCAGCUGGUCAAGGAAGCAGGAUAUCUGUCCCUGAAAAGAGAUAUCUCUGGCUCUCAGAGCAAUGUGGUCACUUCCUCUACCACUACAGUGAACAAAACCCCCACCUACCGCAAGGUGGUGGUACAGGAGACAAGAGAAAUUCACUGAAUGAGAGAUCGUCCGGACAAGAGAGGAUCUUUCCAGUGAGGCCAAUAAGACUGUUCCUCUGGCCUGGUCUAUGUGGUGAUGGGAUGAUUGUGGGACUAAACUAAUGCAAGAGAACUAAUGUGAGACAGUUAAUGGAAAAGGAGCAUGUUUCCUAUAUUCCAUUGCAGACUCCAUUCUAAAACAGAGUCUACCCAAAGAAAAGUCAACAUUGAAGUACAUGAACAAUACUCCAAACAGGGAAAAUAAAUAAACAAAAUGAAAACAAUAAAGUUGAAUGAUAACAAUUCUAAGAUGACCUUCCGAAAAAAUCCCAGCAGACCUAUGUGAUGACUGUUGCCUUCUUUUUCCGUACCUCUCAAAGACAAAUUAUGUACAUACAGAAUCAUGCUUGGUAUAAUCAGUAAAUCCUUAAGUUGUUUAAUGGUGUUUGUUUAAUGCUGUCAGUUGUUUUGCACUAAUAAAAAAAGACAUAAAAAUCCAACGGUCCCAA